AUGACUCAAGUUUCACCAUCGAGCAAAAAGGUAGAUGAUUUCUUAUCGGGGUUGUCUCAAUUGUCUCAGAAUAAAAUUCGAGAAGACGAACAACGACAGAGGGAGCUACAAAGAAGCAUCGAAGAGUUGAAGAGACUGAAUUCGACUUCGCCAGCAAAACCUGAUUACGAUGAGCUAACUCCGGUGAACUCGCUGAUGAUUUCAGACUCAGUUCCAACUUUGAAGUUCAGCAGAAGCUCAGGGCCCACUGAAUAUAAAUCUAGACUAGACAUCUAUGAAGAAGAGAACCCUCCAAAGCUACCAAAAAGAAGAAAUAUUGAAAGUAAUGAAGAUGAAGAUGCUCCAAAAUUGCCAAGAAGACCAGAAUCUACAGAGCCUGUGGAAGAAAACCCUCCUCCACUUCCUACAAGGAAAUUUGCAUAUUCCACAUCAGACUUGAAUAUUAACUUGCUUCAACCAACAGGCCGUAAAGGUCCUAUUCCUGUCGCAAAACCAAAGCAGACUUCGAAUCACUCAUUUCCAGAAUUCAAAGCUAAAUCUGGUUCCACUGGAGGCGGUACCAUUAAGUCUUUUUCCCAGAUAGAAGCUGAAAUCAAAAACAGAGAUGUAUCACAAACAGAGGAUUCCAAAUUGAAACAAGUCCCCCCAAAGCCAAAGUCCAAACCUAGAAUCAGUGAGACUUCUGUAGUUGUAGAUUCGGUAGCAAAAAAUGACUGGCUUUCUUCAUCAAUUGGAAACAAGGCAACUGUCCACACAACCCAGUCUUAUGCCGGACAUGUAGAACCAUUGAAACCCACACCAAGGCCCAAGGCAGACUGGUUGUCUUCUACUUUACAUAAUCCAAAAACAACAGUACACACUUCGCCUGCCAAAGUAAGCGUUGACUCACCAGGAGAGCACAGUUCUGGUAAGCCAGGUAGCAAACCUCCUCUUCCUCCCAAAAUUGCCAUUACUUCUCCCUCUAAGGGAGCAGCAGCCAGCUGGCUCAAUAGUGCUGUUAGUAAGAAGGAUCUUCAUACACAUUCAGAAGUGGCUUCAAAACCAUCUUAUAUAAUUCCGAAGAAGAAGAAUCAAAAUGUAGAAGAAUCAGAGAAAAAGACACCCGAGUACUUGGAAAAACUAGGAAAGUUGCAGAAAGGCGAAUCGUUGAAAACCCCAGUUUCAAAAGCUCCAUUGAACAAAUAUGCUCAAGAAGAGGACACUCUAAAGAACACGAUCGCAAAUCUUUCGUCUUCUAAAAAACCACCUCCAAAGCCAUUGAAACCUCCAGUCUCAAAAUACACCCAGGAAGAGACUGACUUGCUCAAAACUACUUUGGCUGGAUUGUCUACAAGCAAAGUGCCAGUUGUUAGGGUUUCAAAACCAUCAGUAGAAAAGUAUACAAAAAACGAAAGCGAGCUUCUUAAAUCAACUAUAUCAAACUUGUCGCCAAACAAGAAGCCUCUUAUACCGACUAAGCCAGCUUUUAACAAGUACGAAGAAAAUGAUUCUCAGAUAUUAAGAGCUCAGAUGAGUCAGCUCUCCAACAAGAGCAAAUUAUCCACAAAACAGGAUAAUAAUAUAACAGAGGGAAUGUAUGCUCAUAGUAAACUCAAACCAGUGGCUCCACCCCUCAAACCCAAGACCAAGCCGGUUGUUGAACAACCUCCUAAACGGGCAACUGCAGUUGAGAAACCAAAGCCCGUAUCAUUCCAGGACCAACUAUCCAACAUCUUGAGAGCCAACACAGUCCCUCAACUUGCAGGUGCUUCUAGUAAUGGAAUCCCAACAGCUACAAUAAUUAGCCGUUCAAACACAGAUCCUAUAAGGGAGAAAAGAAAAGAUACAGUAGGUAAUGGUAAGUUAGUUCAUCCUGGUAAGGGAAGAGCAAAGGGUCCAAAGAGAAAGCUUCCUAAAUCGAUGCAGAAAUCUCAGGCUCAAAGUAGCAACAGUUCAAAGAAGUCGGCGAAUGUUAAGGAAAGUGAUCCAGUUUCCUUAAAUCCAAUUGAAUCUUCUGAACCAAAAGAAGAAGAAACUAUGCUUGCGGUACCAAAGAAGAAACCUGCUCCUACAGUGAACAAGCUAACUAAACCAAAGCCUGUUGAAGGAUUGAAGCCCAGCCGGAACUUCAGUGGGGAGAUUUUCAUAUAGGAGAUACAGACAUUCAGAUCGAUUCUAUUCUUUUAUAAAGAACAAUUAUUUGUUUUACUUUCUCAAACGUAGAUUGGCACUCAUAGUCGUAUAUAUGUGAAGUCGUAAAUGUAUGUACAGUCAAUUUU
Molecule: messenger RNA, 2258 nt
Organism: Scheffersomyces stipitis CBS 6054
Lineage: Eukaryota; Fungi; Ascomycota; Pichiomycetes; Serinales; Debaryomycetaceae
Gene: UNC89.1
Exons: 1
Coding region: 1-2130 (709 amino acids)
Source: RefSeq, a predicted model, not a curated record